AUGUCGGUGGUAUCCCUGUGCGGCGCGGGUUUCGUGUUUGGUUCACAGUGCUGUAAAUUAGGUUACGCUCUGUCUGCGCUCUCCAAUAGGAAAUGGACACGGCGUUUCGUGGUGGUGCCUCCUCACCCUGUCUCCUCGCGUGGGCUUCGUAAGUUGCAGUGGAAUUGUGCUGUUCUCCCUUGUGUGUUGUCAUUGGUUUUGCAACCGUUCAGGGAAGAAAAACUAGUGCAGCGUGCCAAACUACUUAGAGUGAAUGCAGGAACAGAUCCUUGUGCUGAUAUUGGUCCAGUUAUCAGCAAAGAGGAAGAAAUUUUUGGACCAGUGCUACUUUGCGUGCAGGCUGAUAACAUUGAUGAGGCUAUAGCAGUAAUAAAUAAAAACAGAUAUGGAAAUGGAGCUUCUAUAUUCACCACAUCCAGUAUAGCUGCUAGGAGGUUCCAGACUGAGGUUGAGGCUGGAUUGGUUGGGAUCAACGUGCCUGUUCCAUUACCAUUUUCCUCCAAUGGUUCAAAAGCAUCUCUUGCUGGAAAAGCAGGCAUACAGUUUUAUACCCAAAUCAAAACAGUGGCACACCGAUGGAAUGAUUACCCUGGAAUUGGAGUAUUCCCGACCACAUCUCCAUCUAUGAGAGAUUUUCCUAGGCAAUUAUCACAAGCCAUGCCAAUGGAAUCUGAAAGUGAUUCACCAACCUAUGAAGUACAAGUAACCAUCACUGAUGCAGAUAUACCAAACACAACCAUGUCGUCCGCAUCUACAUCAACUGAGAAGGAUCACACAUCUAAGAGGGACAUGUCACUAGCAUUAUCAUCUGCAUUGCAAAGGGAUUUACCUAGCCAAGGAGUGUCUGUUGCAACACCACAGGCAUCAGACAGGACGUAUGUUUCUGAAACAUCUCAGUGGAAUGAAAUUUCACCAGAAACAUCACAAAGGAGUGAAAUUGUUCCACCAACUUGUGAGAGGAGUCAUGUUUCUGUAUCUCAGAUGAAUGGAAACUUAUUUACCUCCAAUAGGACUGAUUCUGUUGCAGCUUUGAAACCAGAGGGGAUAUACUUGUCCACGUUUGGAAGUACUGACCCCAUGUUUCCAACUUCUGAGAAAUUAUACACGCCUUCAACAUCUCAAAGGUCUGAUAUUCCAACUACAGAGAGAAUGUAUAUCCCUGCAGCAUCUCAUAGAAACGAAAGCAAUAGUCAGCUUGAUGAUGCUUUGGCUCCCUCUUCUGAGAGCCUAUAUAUUUCUACAAACAACUCUGAAAGGAUGUAUAAUCAAAACCCUAUAAUUUCAAUGGAUGAAUUUCCCAGCCAAGCUUUGCCAUCAUCUCAGAGGAUAUAAGAUAUAAAAACAUGUUAUUUUACUCAUUUUUCUUAUAGAGUUCCUUCUGAAAUACUAAUUUCAUUUACCAA
Messenger RNA from Vigna unguiculata (cowpea), 1403 nucleotides. RefSeq lists its product as uncharacterized. NCBI's taxonomy places the organism in Eukaryota, Viridiplantae, Streptophyta, Magnoliopsida, Fabales, Fabaceae. Gene Ontology annotation, biological process: thymine catabolic process; L-valine catabolic process. Gene Ontology annotation, molecular function: methylmalonate-semialdehyde dehydrogenase (acylating, NAD+) activity. Gene Ontology annotation, cellular component: mitochondrion. The record is from RefSeq and is a predicted model, not a curated record.